Protopolystoma xenopodis is the source of this 642-nucleotide messenger RNA. The record is from the annotation of a GenBank genome assembly. Lineage: Eukaryota; Metazoa; Platyhelminthes; Monogenea; Polystomatidea; Polystomatidae.
CGGCCUCACUCUCUCUCCCCACCGCCGCCAUUUGAAGCGGUAGCCUUGCGUCGUCAGGUGGCCUCGAUGACGUUGCCUGCGCUUCGCCUGGCAACCCGAGGUGACCUGACCCGACGGGCCGGACAAUGGUUUGACCGGGCGGGUGCCGCGGACACCGUCAGAAGGCGUCGACGAUCUGUACAUUACCCGUCCAUUUCCCAUUUGCAUUUCUUUUCUCUUGUUGCAUUUACACUUGCCUCUUCUGGCGACUUCCUGAAGUACAGAAUGGGCCUUCAACCCGUCUACUACAGAGUCUCCGACGCCAUCGAGAAAGGCGAGCCGGUCUCGCUCAACGAGAAUCACACGCACUACAUCUUCGUCGACGACGGCCAUCGGCGACGCUACGGCGGCAGCAAGUCGGCCAUCUUUCGGGCUCGUCUGGAGAAGCAGAUCGCCAAACCCAGCGACGGUGGGUCACCCGUUCACCUUGUUCUCCUCCCCACUCUCGUGCCAGCUCACACCCAACUCACCCGUUUGCAUACCACCCUGACCGCUUGUUCGAGCCCCAUCUUUUUGCGUGUUGCGUCGAAGCAAUAUGAGCUAGCACAAUCCGGUUUGCAAAAUGACCCUUUCGACGACCCACCUCACAUGUCAUUGUUUUAG